Messenger RNA from Carassius gibelio (silver crucian carp), 1967 nucleotides. Its product is annotated as iroquois-class homeodomain protein irx-3-like. The transcript has 2 exons. Gene Ontology annotation, biological process: cell development; neuron differentiation; regulation of transcription by RNA polymerase II. Lineage: Eukaryota; Metazoa; Chordata; Actinopteri; Cypriniformes; Cyprinidae. The record is from RefSeq and is a predicted model, not a curated record. Gene Ontology annotation, cellular component: nucleus. The coding region runs from base 132 to 1175 and encodes 347 amino acids. Gene Ontology annotation, molecular function: DNA-binding transcription factor activity, RNA polymerase II-specific; RNA polymerase II cis-regulatory region sequence-specific DNA binding.
GUGACCUCAGUGCACCUCGGACCGGAGAGCGGCUUUAACUCUCACCGAGACUCUCCGUGAGUUUCCACUCAGUCCCGUGUCAAAGGCGAGAUCUGUGAUUGUUUUCCGUCGCUCGGACCUUUGGCAGCAGCAUGUCUCUCCCGCAGCUCGGCUAUAAGUACAUCAGACCGCUGUCCUCCACGGAGCGGCACGCGGCGCUCGGUGCACCGGGCUCUCUCUCCAGCGUGCUCUCCUGCGUGUACGGAGCUCCGUUCUCCAGCGCCUUCCUGCCCUACUCCAGCGACCUCUCCAUCCUCAACCAGCUGGGCUCCCAGUACGAGUUUAAAGACAGUCCAGGGAUUCAGCACGCAGGGUUUCCUCACACACCCUUCUACCCGUACGGACACCAGUAUCAGUUUGGGGAUCCGUCCCGACCCAAGAACGCCACCCGCGAGAGCACCAGCACCCUGAAGGCCUGGCUCAGCGAACACCGCAAAAACCCUUACCCCACCAAAGGAGAGAAGAUCAUGCUGGCCAUCAUCACCAAGAUGAGCCUCACCCAGGUGUCCACCUGGUUCGCCAACGCACGCAGAAGACUCAAAAAAGAGAAUAAGAUGACUUGGGUUCCCAAAACGAGAACCGACGAGGAAGGAAAUGUGUACACGAGUGACAACGAGGACGGAGACAAGAGGGACGAGGACGAGGAAAUAGACCUGGAGAACAUAGACACGGAGAACAUCGAAGACAAGCAGGAUUGUGAUUAUCAGGACGAGGAAAAAUCAGCGUCUAAAGUUUCUGAUUCUGAGGAAUAUGAUGACGCAGGAGCUGAGAAGAGUUUUAUCCAUGAUAUCAUGAAAGACAGAAGAGACACAAACCCAGAUGAGGGAGAGGAGGACCAAAUCAAAAAGAGUCACGCGGCACAAGAGCCCUCAGAUAAUGCGAGUCCGCCUCAGAAACCAAAGAUCUGGUCUUUGGCUGAAACCGCGACGGCGCCGGACAGUCCCAAAAAGUCCUCGUGGAUUCAGAGGAACUGUGACGCUCAGACAGCCAGGAAUCCCCUCCAUGUUCAAAACUGGACCAAAAUGGCUUUUUCAGCCCAUCAGAUGGCGUUAACCAGCCAUUACCUCGGACUCAAACCCCAGAGCGCCUCACACAUACACAUGAAGCACGGCGAGCACAGGACUCACAGCCUAUGAAACAAUCACACAUUCAGAGACUCCUCAUGCUUUUUAAACAGUUUUCACCUUCCUCAUGGGAGCUAAACACUUACUAUGAAUCAGAGAAAUGCUCUGAAUUUAUAAUAGAUUAAAGCUGUCUAUUAGCUCUUUGAAUAAUAUGAGAUUAUAUUAGACUAUAUUUUAUAUUUCUGACUUGUAAACAUGCAUUGUGUUUAAUUUGUUAGAAUCAUUUGAUAAAUCAUUUUUUUUUUAAUCUGUAUGAGUAACAGUCUCCUCCUUUAAAAACAAAAAAAACUAAUAAUGAAUCUAAACAAAUAGAUUGUACAAUGACAGGAUUAGUCACUGAGAGAUAUAAUAACUGAUGGAGGAAAUAGUGCCUAUAUGGGAAUCUUUAAAAGUCCUCUAGUUAUGUCUUAAAACACAUACACACUCUCACGGCUUUGUUCGCAUGGAAUAUGAUUUGUGUAAGUGUUGCAUCCACAUCCUUGUCUUAUUUGAGCAUUUAUCCGUUUUAAGGAUUCGCAAUAAUAUUACACCAGAAUGUAUGCUUUAAGAAGCGAUUUUACCAUUAUUAAUUCUCUAUUGAUCAUUUUGUUGUUGUUGUUUUGUUUUCCCAAAUAAUUGUUAUUGUUUGUCCCUUUGAAUUUUAUAUGUCAUGUUUUGUCUGAAUAUUUUAAAUGGGGUAAAACAAAAUAAAUAUUUCAAAUGGUUUUGUAAAUGAGAUGAAAAUGUACCUACUUGAAAUAUCGAACUAUUGUACAAAAACAUUUAUUUUGAAUAUUAAAAUGAAAUCACAAUUGUCAUAACGAA